Molecule: messenger RNA, 1021 nt
Organism: Cladocopium goreaui
Lineage: Eukaryota; Dinophyceae; Suessiales; Symbiodiniaceae
Source: the annotation of a GenBank genome assembly
AGCUGUGUUGCUCUCAGUAAGUCAGCUUUGUAGAUAGCAUCAAUCUCUUCUCUUUGUGGAUCGUAAAUAUGAUGGUGCCAGAUGGUGCUGCUUCUUCCAACCAGGUCCCACAGCAAGCUGAAGUGGUGGGCCAGCCUUCGACGAUGGUCAAGGUCGCCGUCCCAACUGGUGCAACGGCAGGGCAGCAGAUCAACUUCACGAUGCCGAAUGGUCAGCGUGUGACCACUUCCCUGCAGGAGGGAGUUCAACCUGGCACAGUUCUCACCGUAGCAGUCCCCAGUGCAGAUGCACCAGCUCCAGUGGCUCCUGUGGCUCCUGCCAUGCCUGUGAACAGCAGUGAUGGCCUGGCACAAGCCAGAGAGGCAUUGCUCCCUGCACCCGUGGUGAAUGCUGCGGAGGCGGAUCAGCGCGCGGCCACAUUGAAGUGGUUGCUCUACGGCGGUAGCUUUUUGGUCUGCUGCUUUUGCAGCCUGCCCGUGGCCCUCUGCAUUUGGGGUGCUUUGGCGCUUGACUACUUUUGCAAGUCCUCAGAGGACCGGGCACGUCGCCCACGCUCCUACGCCCCUGCUUGCGCAUCUGCUGUGACUGUCAGCGUUGUAGGCGUCCUGUGCGUUUGCGCACUCCUGGCAGUUCUGAUCGCAGCAGUGUUGGUGGCUGCAAUGUGUGCAACAGACGGCGACAAGCCGGACGUUUGCACUGACCUGCAGAAGUUCCUCAACAACUCAGACACGCCUUGGCACCAUGGACCUCAUGGACCUCAUGGGCCGCAUCACUGGGAGCCCCACCAUUGGCAAAACAAGAGGAUGUUCUUGGACAAGGUCUUGCACAGGGAUCAUCACCCGGAAGGCCUCGUUUUUCCUCCUGGAAUGCCAAAUGUGGAGGACCUUGCCAAGACACUGGAUGGGGAGAUGGAUGCGGUGCCUCAAGGACCUCUGGGACCAGCGAAGGAGGGCUUCAUUUUCUGAGGCUUAGAGACCUGGUGACACAUUGAGACCGGUUUCGCAGAGAAUCAUGUGGAGCU